Molecule: messenger RNA, 6683 nt
Organism: Alexandromys fortis (reed vole)
Lineage: Eukaryota; Metazoa; Chordata; Mammalia; Rodentia; Cricetidae
Product: protocadherin beta-16-like
Exons: 1
Coding region: 3561-5963 (800 amino acids)
Biological process (GO): homophilic cell-cell adhesion
Cellular component (GO): plasma membrane
Molecular function (GO): calcium ion binding
Source: RefSeq, a predicted model, not a curated record
GUGUAGUGUAUUGUUGUUGUUAGCUCAAACUACUAUUCUUGCUGUGCCCAUCAUGAACAUUUGAAGCCUGCCAAAAGCUUGUUUGCAGCAUAUUCCGGCCGUCGUUUUAGUGAGGCUGUCUCAUCUUUUCUCCAGAUCGAAAUGUUCCAAUCUUGUCUUUCUAAUGUGUCUCUUUUCGUACAAAUCUUGCUGUGGGAUAGCUUAGGAGUGUACCAGAGAGGAAGUGGAAAAUCAGUUCAACCCAAUCAGAGGCAGUUCAGUGUGUACUCUUCCCAGUUGUUAGCCAUUGCAUACACAAUACACAGCGUUUCUGGGAUGCAAGGAGAUCUAAUCAGAAAUGGGAACGAAGGGGCACCGAAGGGCCUGGCUUUUGCUUUAUUUGGCCUCCACUGAACUAACUUCGAUGUUGGUGUCGUCAUUAAAAAAUGUUCCCUAGCUGCAUGGCUCUUCAUUAGCCUGUUGUUGCUUUUAAUAUCACUGUUUUAAACUGCUUUCUGCUGCAUUUUGUUGGUAUGGAGGAGGAUUCAGAAAGCCGCCCCCUAUUUUCCUGGUAAGCUGAAACAGUGUGGCUGUAAAAUUGGCUUUUCUCUCCUGAGAAAUAUUUGCGCGUACCAAUACCCAUUCUUUUCCCCCUUUCUUUUUUUGCAUUUUUGUUUUUGUGUUUGUUUGUUUGGGACAGGGAUUCUCUGUGUAACAGUCCUGGCUGUCCUGGAACUCAAUUUGUAGACCAGGUGGAGUACCACUGAUAUUUCAAUCUCCAAGAACACUAUUAAAGGGAGGUGUCUCAUGUGAAAGUUGAUUUUCACCUUUUCCACCUGUGAUGUGGUUCUCAACCUGUGGUUCUCUAUCCCUCUGGGGUCACAUAUCAGAUAUCCUGCCUGCCAGAUACUUACAUUAAUAUUUACAACACUAGCAAUAUUACAGUUAUGAAGUAGCCGCAAAAUAAUUUUUUGGGUGGGGGUCACCACAACAUGAGGAACUGUAAAGGGUCACAGCAUUAUUAGAAAGUUGAGAACCACUGCUUUACCACUACGUCCUCCCUGGGAUGUGUACAGUAUGCUGAGUUCACAAAUAACCCUGGAGGAUCUGGGAUAGCAAUGGUGGGCUAAAAUAGUGGGGAUGAGCUUAAAAGAGACAGCAUCCCUGGUGACUAAGGAAUUGUCACAUCAUUCCCUGUGCUGCCAAUUUCUGAUUAUAUGUAGGUGUGUCUGCAUGCGGGUGUGCACAUAUGAGUGCAGGUACCCUCAGAGGACAGAGGCAUUGGAUCCCUUUGAUCUGGAGCACAGAAGGCUCCGAGCUGCCUGUCCUGGAUUUUGAAGACCAAACUCAGGUCCUCUGCAAAAGCAACAAGUACUCUCAACCACAGAGCAGUCUCUCCAGACUUUAAUUAUAUUUUAAAUAUUUUCCCAAACCCUAUGUGGGUUACAAUUAUUCCUCUUCGUGUGUGUGUGUUUGUGUGUGUGUAGCAAUGCCACUUGUUGUCAAAUGAAGAUACAUAAAAAUCAUUAUAACAAGAGUUUAGGUUUAAUUGGCUUGAGGAAUCCAACUAACAACUUCUAGAGCCAUUAGCAAAAACAAUGAAUUAAUAAGGGUAUCAAUGUCUAUGUGGUACUGAAGUUCAAAUCCCGAGUCUCGUGCAUGUUAAAUGUUCUCUAUCACUGAACUUUCUGCCCUGCUCUUCGUGAAUUUUCACUGCAAUUCAAUUCAAACUAUAAGAACAGAAAAUCUAAACAAAAGAAUACAAAGAUAAUCCAAGCUUACAAUAUAGAAUUUAAACUCUAUCUUUAAAUUUAAAUAGAAUUUAAUAUAAUAAAUUUAAGUCUAUUUUUAAACUCUCAGUACUCAGUUAUUAAAAGAUGAACAAUUCAAUAAAACAAGCAAAGACCAGAAUAGAUAUUUUCCGAAGAACAUAUACCAAUGAUUAGUGUGCACCCGAAAAGCUAUACAACAUCGCUCAUCAAAUAAACAUCACAGCAAGACACUCGGAACUCCUAGGAUGGCAAGGACCAAAAAGAGCCAGAUCAGUGUUGGGAGGCUGUCAUAAUUUUGAAACCCUGACACAUGACUGAAGAAAUGGAAAAUGCUGCAGCCAUUUUUUGAAAACAUCCUGUCAGUUUUUCAAAUGGGCAAACAUAGAGUCAUCAGGGGUUAAGCGAUUCAACUCCUAGAGAAAUAAUGUAUGUAAUAUACCUGAGGUGGGCUGUGGUGGUGCUCACUUUUGGGGAUCCAGAGGCAGGUAGAUCUGAGUUUGAGGCUAGCCUGCUCUACAGGCCUAAUUCCAGGACAUCCAAGGCUACAGAGAGAAACCCUAGCUCAGAAAACCAAAUGUGUGUGUAUACAUAUAUGAAUCUUCAUAGCAACAUUGUUUGUGAAAAUCAAAAGGGUAGAAACAUUCCAAAUGCCCAAAUAAACAUGAGCCUGCUAUAGCCAGGAAAAGUAAUGAAAUACUGACACAUGCUAGAAUUUGGACGAACCUUUAAACCAUCAGGGCAAGGGAGGGAAGCUGACCAGCCUCAGAGGUCCUCAUAUUCCGUCAUUCCAUUCGUGUGGAAGUCCACAAUAGAGAACUCUGUCUAGACCAAAAGAGGAGACUAAUGAUUCCUUUGGGCUCUGCUCAGGAGAAACGAGAAAAUAAGAUGGUCGUUAAGGGAUGUGAGGUACUUCUUUGAUGUAAGAUAUACAGUCCAGAACUGACCUUGGUGAUGGGUGCACCACUUUGUGUAUAUAUUAAAAGGCUCUAAGUUUUAAACCUUAAAUGAAUGCAUUCAAUUAUAUGUUAUAUCCCAAAGCUGUAUAUUAGAAAAAGCAACAUUAUUCUUGCCAAAUAUAAAAAUAAAUCUAGGCCCACAUAAGUCUAUUUAUGAAAUGAUUUUCUGGUAACUGAACAUUGGGAAGACUUACAAUUCUUUCCCUUGGAUAUUGGAGAGAAGGAAUCCAUUUGUUCUUUAAUAAAGCACGUCUACACUCUAUACACUGGCUGGAAUUUUGCAUUGUCUACUCAUUUGUGACUCUAGUGUGUAUGUUGAAAAUGUGUGUACGUGGAACAUUCGCUGUGCUACCUUCGAAACUUUACCCCUCAAUGCAAAUGUUACUUACGCUACCUUAUUUAGUCAUUGACAUCGGCAGCGUUACAUACCCAAUACCAUGAAUGAAAAUUUAUUUUUGUAUUUAGUUUGAUAUAGUACCUCAGUAAUGUAUUUAUACACACAAAAGUAACUUGAAAAAAGUUAGUGAUUCACAUUAUAUAACUUAAUCCACAUGUCUUGGAGAAUUUUGUCUCUUGUUAAAUCUGAACCUGUAAGGCCCAGUGAGACCGCGCGGUGGCGCUGCAGGCUAAGAAGACAGCGCAUAAGAAUUGCUUCUGCAGUCGCCUUCUCAGGGCCAGUUUCUCACCACCUAGAAGCAAAAGAUAAGCUCUUCCGGCAAAGCAAAGGCGCGUGUAAACCUUAAAUAUUCGAUUUGGAGGCUUGAUUCUGACGUUCUGGACUGUGAGACAGUGCUGUUAGGAUCCUGGGCAUAUGUGAAGCUACGGUGGAGCAAACAGGAAAGAGGAAAGAGCCAUGGAGACUGCGUGGAUGCACAAACUGAGACAAAGGCAAGUCCUGGCUUUCUUUGUUUUGCUGAGUGUGUCUGAGGCAGGCAGGGAGCUGGGUCCCUAUUCCAUAGAGGAAGAGAUGGAGAGGGGCUCCUUUGUGGCAAAUCUUGGGAAAGAUCUGGGGGUGGAACUGGCAGAGAUAUCCACCCGCAGGGCUCGGAUCAUUUCCCGGGAAAACAGAGAGCACCUGCAGAUCAAUGUUCAGUCUGGAGAUUUGCUCCUAAGUGAGAAGCUAGAUCGAGAGGAGCUAUGCGGCUCCACUGAGCCUUGUGUUCUGCACUUCCAAGUGUUAAUGGAAAACCCUUUGGAGGUAUUUCAGGCUGAACUGAGGGUGAGGGACAUAAAUGACCACUCUCCAGUGUUCACUGAAAAAGAAAUGAUGCUGAGGAUACCAGAAAACAGUGCUCUGGGAACCACAUUCCCUUUAAAUAAUGCUCUGGACUCAGACGUAGAAAUUAACAAUGUUCAGAGCUAUCAAGUCAGCUCGAACUCUCAUUUCCUGGUUGUCACCCGCAACCGCAGUGAUGGCAGGAAGUACCCAGAGCUGGUGCUGGAGAAAGAACUGGAUCGGGAGGAGGAGCCUGAGCUGAGGUUUACCCUGAUAGCCUUGGAUGGUGGCUCUCCUCCCCGGUCUGGGAUGGCGCGGGUUCUCAUUGAAGUAGUGGACACCAACGAUAAUGCACCCGAGUUUCAGCAGUCAACUUACCAAGUGCAAAUUCCGGAGAACCGCCCCCCGGGGUCCCUGGUCGUCACAGUCUCAGCCAAUGACUUAGACAGUGGAGAUAAUGCGAAAGUAUUGUACGCACUCUCUCAGCCUUCAGAAGAUAUCAGCAAGACAUUAGAAGUAAAUCCAGUAACGGGGGAAGUUCGGCUACGAAAAAAGGUAGAUUUUGAAACAAUUCCCUCUUAUGAAGUGGAUAUCAAGGCCACGGAUGGGGGAGGUCUCUCGGGGAAAUGCACGCUGCUCCUGCAGGUGGUGGAUGUGAACGACAACCCCCCAGAAGUGAUGCUAUCUGCACUUACCAGCCCAGUUCAAGAAAACUCCCCGGAUGAGGUAGUUGCUGUUUUCAGUGUUGGAGAUGCUGACUCAGGGAACAAUGGGAAGGUGAUUUCCGCCAUCCAAGAGGACCUUCCCUUUCUUCUAAAACCUUCAGGAAAGAACUUUUACACUUUAAUAACGAAGAGAGCAUUAGACAGGGAAGAAAAAGAGCAGUACAACAUCACCAUCACAGUCAGCGACCUGGGCACACCCCGGCUCACAACCCAGCACACCAUAACAGUGCAGGUGUCUGACGUCAACGACAACGCCCCCGCCUUCACACAAAGCUCCUACACCCUGUUUGUCCAGGAGAACAACAGUCCUGCCCUGCACAUAGGCACCAUCAGCGCCACAGACUCAGACUCAGGCUCCAAUGCCCACAUCACCUACUCGCUGCUGCCCACCACAGACCCGCAGCUGGACCUCUCCUCGCUCAUCUCCAUCAAUGCCGACAACGGACAGCUGUUCGCCCUCAGGGCGCUGGACUAUGAGGCCCUGCAGAGCUUCGAGUUUCGCGUGGGCGCCACAGACCAAGGCUCGCCCGCGCUCAGCAGCCAGGCGCUAGUGCGCGUGCUGGUGCUGGACGCCAACGACAAUGCGCCCUUCGUGCUCUACCCGCUGCAGAACGCCUCUGCGCCCUUCACAGAGCUGCUGCCCAGGGCUGCAGAGCCUGGCUACCUGGUCACCAAGGUGGUGGCAGUGGACCGCGACUCUGGCCAGAAUGCCUGGCUGUCGUUCCAGCUGCUGAAGGCCACGGAGCCAGGGUUGUUCAGCGUGUGGGCUCACAAUGGCGAGGUGCGCACCUCCAGGCUGCUGAGUGAGCGCGAUGCGCCCAAGCACAGGCUGCUGCUGCUGGUCAAGGACAAUGGCGAUCCUCCGCGGUCUGCCAGUGUCACUCUGCAUGUGCUGAUGGUGGAUGGCUUCUCUCAGCCCUACCUGCCUCUGCCAGAGGUGGCGCGCGACCCCGCCCAAGAUGAGGAUGAGCUCACGCUGUACCUGGUCAUAGCCUUGGCAUCUGUGUCUUCGCUCUUACUCUUGUCUGUGCUGCUGUUUGUGGGAGUGAGGCUGUGCAGGAGGGCCAGAGCAUCCUCUCUGGGUGGCUGCUCUGUGCCUGAUGGCCAUUUUCCUGGUCACCUGGUGGAUGUCAGCGGAACAGGGACUCUGUCCCAGAGCUACCAGUAUGAGGUAUGUCUGAUGGGCGAUUCUUCUGGGACCAGCGAUUUUAAAUUCUUACAGCCAGUUCUUCCUAGCUCCUUGGCCCAGUCCUCUGGAAAAGAAAUGGUGGAAAAUUCUACCCUCCAGAAUAGUUUUGGAUUUAAUCAUUAUUAGAAAACUAUUUAAUAGAUAUUUACUUCCUAAUAUUGUCUUGUUCGUUAGCUAUAUUUGUAUACCUGUUACUAACAAUUUUAAUUUUCACUUUACUCAUCGGUUUUCAGGUUUAUGCUUAAUGCCAUGGUUUUACUCUUAUUUAUGGCACAGAAUUUCUUCAUGGGAUCCCAGUAAAUGAGAAGGCUUUAUCUGCACAGUUAAACUGAUUGUUAAAAUUGUUUCUACCACUUUGCUGUUGAUGGCUUCAUUAGUUCUGCACAUUUCACGUCAGUGUUCUGUUCCUAGACUUCUGGGAUUAUUAAAAUAUGAUGCUGCUUGUUAUGUUCAUAUAUACUGGGUAUUUCUGCAUUUCCUUUCUACACUGGAAGUCUUGUUUUUUAGUCUUUGUUGUUCAUUAUAUAUAAUAGCUGUUUUAUACUGUGCUAGUAUAUUAAAGUUUUAUUUUUCUUUGUUUAUAUGUCUUGAUUAAGAUCUAUUUCUGUCAAAGUAAUAGAAGCAUGUAGUCAAUUUGAAAACAAAAGUAUCAUAAGAUAGUGAGUUUGUGUUGAUUGCCUUUAUUUGUGGGCAUGAAGGCAAAUGUUGGCAUUAUAAAGCGUCAAAUAAGAGCAUUUAAUAAUUUGUUUUAAUUCUGCAUGGAAACCUUAGAGAUAGACAUUGAGUUUUCAGUGGCUUACAAUCCAGUUGCAUUCUUUUGAAUAAACAGUGUAUUAUAUCACCAAG